Ilex paraguariensis (yerba mate) is the source of this 648-nucleotide messenger RNA. Lineage: Eukaryota; Viridiplantae; Streptophyta; Magnoliopsida; Aquifoliales; Aquifoliaceae. The record is from the annotation of a GenBank genome assembly.
AUGUUAGAAAAUAUUGCAGGGGGAGCAUGUGGUUAUGGAGACUUGAAACAGCAAGGCUAUGGCUUACAAACUGCUGCAUUGAGCCAAGUUUUGUUCAACAACGGGCAAACCUGUGGAGCUUGUUAUGAAAUAAAAUGUGUGAAUGAUAACCAGUGGUGCAAGCCUGGGCAGCCUUCUUUGUUUGUCACAGCCACCAACCUUUGCCCACCAAACUACUCUCUGUCGAAUGACAAUGGAGGCUGGUGUAAUCCACCCAACGAGCACUUCGAUUUGGCCCAGCCAGCCUUUCUGCAGGUUGCUGAGUUUAAAGCUGGCAUUAUUCCAGUUCAAUAUAGAAGGGUUCCAUGCAAGAAGGUUGGAGGAAUUCGGUUCACAAUAAGUGGAAAUCCUUACUUCACCUUGGUGUUGGUGUGGAAUGUGGGAGGCGCGGGAGACAUAACGAGCGUGCAAGUGAAGGGUGACAAGAACGUGAAAUGGACAACCAUGAAGCGCAACUGGGGUCAAAAAUGGGAGACCAACACCGUCUUAGUUGGGGAAUCACUCACCUUUCGAGUCAGAGCAAGUGAUGGCAGAAGCUCAACUUCAUGGCAUGUUACCCCCAAGAAUUGGCAGUUUGGUCAGACCUUUGAAGGCAAGAAUUUUAAGUAG